AUGAAAAGAUCAAAGAAAGAAAAUUCUUCUGAUAGCUUACCAGAGCAUAUCUUACCGAUCAAGAAUAGUGAGAAUGUUCAGGCUUCCUCAAGAAGUAUGUCAUUUUUGGCCUUGUCUGCUCAUUAUAUUAGCAAUAUUCAUGGAGAUCGUUAUCAUUACGACGUAUGUGAUAAAGGUUUCGCAUUGAAGAAAAUCUUAAAUAAACACAAAAAAAGUAAUACUCACGAUAAAAUGCUAGAUCGUGAAAGAAAAGCUAAAAAUCUACCUUUUGAUCUUGGUUUUGAUGUCGAGGUUUUUCAUGACUAUGAUGAAGGCAAUGAGGAUAAUUCCAUUUCAUUAACUUUAAAUAAUAUUACAGCCUUUAAUAAGAAAAUUGAGAAUCUGGAUCCUGAUGAUGAAGAUAAUGAUGUGGGAUACAGUACUCCUUAG
Molecule: messenger RNA, 429 nt
Organism: Funneliformis caledonium
Lineage: Eukaryota; Fungi; Glomeromycota; Glomeromycetes; Glomerales; Glomeraceae
Source: the annotation of a GenBank genome assembly